Messenger RNA from Exserohilum turcica Et28A, 1075 nucleotides. RefSeq lists its product as uncharacterized. Bases 161 to 622 code for a protein of 153 amino acids. NCBI's taxonomy places the organism in Eukaryota, Fungi, Ascomycota, Dothideomycetes, Pleosporales, Pleosporaceae. The record is from RefSeq and is a predicted model, not a curated record. The transcript has 3 exons.
CCUCACCUCAGCCUCUCCAAAAACAAAAUCCUGCCAAGACUAGGCCGAAGCGGGGGGUGAACCGCGGUACCCUAAAAUCUCCUGCUCCUCUUGCUUUCCGUGAUUCCAGAGGCUGCCUGGCAUCCCUCGGGCCUCGUUGUCGCCAGGCCCUACUGUCACUAUGAGCAUUCGGAUAAAUGCGACGGUCCAGGAGGCCCGAACAGCUGCAAACCACAGCCAGGAGCAAUGGGACCGCUUCUAUUUCAUAACCAAAGACGAGGCCAGGCAGCUUGCAGAGGCGCAUCCCGACUGGAAAAGAUGGAUCCUCAUCCCCGCCAACGAAAAGGAACAAAUGCUCGACCGAAUAAAUGCUCGACUACGAGCCGAAGGUAUUCCGCCCGUCGAGAUGAUUAUCCUCAAGUGGCGCGUCUCCCAGCUGCUGCGGGACAUCCAACGCAAGUACGAAGCAGGUAGCAUGCUGCAAGGAAUACCAGGAACGGGCACAGGCUCAGGCUCGGCUUCGCCAAUACAAGUCCAGACCUCCCAAGCGCUUUCAGACAGCGGCCUUCAGUCACCGAGCUCACAGCGAACCGAGUAUUCACCCAGCGAAACUCGCCCAUACGACCCAAUACGAGAUGUUUAGAUCCUCCGAACCCUGCAAUGAUUCCUGUCUUUUUACAGCGCGUGUUCAAAAAGUCGAGAAAAGGAACCCCCUCGACCAUUCCUAGUAUUCGAGCCUGAUACCCAAGAGCACACAUGGCCCGGUGUCGAUAGACCAAAACACCUAGCCCGGAAAAGCGCCCCACGACGACACGGAGCGAGACAGGGCUCGCCAUGAUACUCUUUGUGCGACCUGCCACGAAAGGCGUCGACAAGACACAGCGGUCGUAGACAUCAAGCCAAGAGAGGCCAACCAUACGGCUGCAGAGUUCAAUGCGGCUGGACCAAGCGGGACCGGCGUGCUCUUGUAUGUGUGUAAUGCUUUGGUACGUGGCCGCGGCAGUGCCCGGGUUGAGCGCUUUCAAGCCCAGCUCUUGCAUGCGCCCAACAUGUCUCGCUUUUCUUUUCUGUGUGUACCUUACACUUUCCCGCGUGC